This is a messenger RNA of Oryctolagus cuniculus (rabbit), 2497 nucleotides long. NCBI's taxonomy places the organism in Eukaryota, Metazoa, Chordata, Mammalia, Lagomorpha, Leporidae. The record is from RefSeq and is a predicted model, not a curated record.
GACGGGGGAGGCCGCUCUGGGGGAGCACGUGGCGCGCCUCCCGCCCGCUCCCGGGGCUGCUGGGAUGGUGGCGGAGUGUGGCGGCCUCCCGCUGCCGUCGUGCCGGGAGGCCAGCGGAGGCGGGGCCGCGGCCGCCCCUGAGAGGCGCCCCGGCGGCGGCAGCCCAGCCUCUUCUUUCCUCGCACAGCCAGGCGGCACCUGCUCGAGGCCCGCGUCGUCAUGGCCGCGGUUCCCGAGUUGCUGCAGCAGCAGGAGGAGGACCGCAGUAAGGCAGAGUUAGAGACAGAAAGGUCUUCUUUUCCGUUGGUUCACCCCCCAAAUGGCUGCUACGGCCGGUGCGCUGCGCCGAUCUGAAGCCAAGAGCCAGGUGCUUCCUCCUGGUCUCCCAUGCGGGUGCAGGGCCCAAGCACUUGGGCCAUCCUUCACUGCCUUCCCGGGCCACAGCAGAGAGCUGGACUGAAAGAGGAACAGAACCUGGGGUGCCGGCGCCACAGGCAGAGGAUUAGCCAAGUGAGCCACGUUGCCGGCCUCCUUUGUGUCUUAACAUGCAUGCCCGAAAAACUAUACUCAUCAGGGAGGAAGACACUUCAUAAAAGAGUUAAGCGUGGGAACCAGAAGAUAAUCGUUCAGUGGAACAGAAGUUGGCUGCUGAGAUCUGUAUCUGUGGACCUGAAUAUUGAUCCUUCACUUCAGAUCGACAUACCUGAUGCACUCAGCGAGAGAGAUAAGGUCAAAUUUACAGUGCACACCAAGACCACACUGCCCACGUUUCAGAGCCCAGAGUUUUCUGUUACAAGGCAGCAUGAAGACUUUGUGUGGCUACAUGACACACUCACUGAAACAACAGAGUAUGCUGGGCUUAUUAUUCCACCUGCACCUACAAAGCCUGACUUUGAUGGCCCUCGUGAGAAGAUGCAGAAACUUGGAGAGGGUGAAGGGUCUAUGACCAAGGAAGAAUUUGCCAAGAUGAAACAAGAACUGGAGGCUGAGUAUCUCGCUGUCUUUAAGAAGACUGUGUCCUCCCAUGAAGUCUUUCUUCAACGGCUUUCUUCUCAUCCUGUUCUCAGUAAAGAUCGCAACUUUCAUGUUUUCCUGGAAUAUGAUCAGGAUCUAAGUGUCAGGCGGAAAAAUACCAAAGAGAUGUUCGGUGGCUUUUUCAAAAGUGUGGUGAAAAGUGCUGAUGAAGUCCUUUUUUCUGGAGUUAAGGAGGUAGAUGACUUCUUUGAGCAAGAGAAGACCUUCCUUAUUAACUACUACAACAGGAUCAAGGACUCCUGUGGGAAAGCUGACAAGAUGACCAGGUCUCAUAAAAAUGUUGCAGACGACUAUAUCCACACUGCAGCUUGCUUGCACAGCCUGGCUUUGGAAGAGCCCACAGUCAUCAAAAAGUACCUGUUGAAGGUUGCUGAGCUGUUUGAAAAACUUAGGAAAGUAGAGGGUCGAGUCUCAUCAGAUGAAGAUUUAAAGCUCACAGAACUCCUCCGUUACUACAUGCUCAACAUAGAGGCCGCAAAGGACCUCUUAUACAGACGUACUAAGGCCCUCAUUGACUAUGAGAACUCAAACAAAGCUCUGGAUAAAGCCCGGCUGAAAAGCAGAGAUGUUAAGUUGGCAGAGGCACACCAGCAGGAAUGCUGCCAGAAAUUUGAACAGCUUUCUGAGUCUGCUAAAGAAGAACUGGUAAAUUUCAAGCGGAAGAGAGUGGCAGCAUUUAGAAAGAAUCUAAUUGAAAUGUCUGAACUGGAAAUAAAGCAUGCCAGGAAUAAUGUCUCCCUCUUGCAGAGCUGCAUUGACUUGUUCAAGAACAACUGAUCUACCUUUACUCUGAAGGAAGGAAAUGAAUGUGAAAGAAAACCAGCAUCACUUGCACUUAAAUCAUUACCAUGGAAGAUUUAUUAGCUUUGACUUUAGUUAAAAAUUAUGUGAACUAUUUUGAUUUCUAAAAAUCUUAACACUUAACCAUGUUGGUUUAAAAAUAUUUUUAUUGCAUGCUAUUUGGAUAUAACUAAUCUUUUCCUUAUGCAUUCAAUACCUCAAAGUGGGCAAGAUAUAAAUACUGGAUACUUCUGUUGUUUGUCUUUCAUUACCAAGAGGGUGUAGGAGACAUGUGCCUUCUGGAAACCAAUAGAAGCAAUCACCUGGCACAUGUUUCUCCAUGUGCUCAUGUCCACACAAACUGAUUUUGUCAGGCGCCAAUUCCAACAUAGGUAACAGACAUUCCAUUCGUUAAUUACAUAGUUCUCACUCCUUAUUACUCAUGUUUCUUGAGUCACCUGAAGUGUUUGUAUUAGACAAUGGCAAGAAAAUCUCAUUUAUCUUUGUAUACCCUUUGCAGCUCCAUUUUUAUAGUUGAGAUGAAAUGUUCGAGGAUAGAGCUAUAUCUUGGGAUACCCAUAGACAUGGCUACAUGAAGGAAGACUCUGCCUACUAGUGGUUGGGGGGUGGUGGAUGUGUUUUGGGACUUUUGUCUUCAAUAAAGCAUAUAAUGAACAAGAAA